Solanum pennellii is the source of this 402-nucleotide messenger RNA. RefSeq lists its product as uncharacterized. The transcript is spliced from 2 exons. NCBI's taxonomy places the organism in Eukaryota, Viridiplantae, Streptophyta, Magnoliopsida, Solanales, Solanaceae. The coding region runs from base 1 to 402 and encodes 133 amino acids. The record is from RefSeq and is a predicted model, not a curated record.
AUGGUGAAAGACAUGAGAAGCAGAAUAAGUUUGUUUGUUGCAGGGUUGCGUCGUGCUUCAAGCAAGGAAGGUAGGGCUUCCAUGUUGAUAGGUGAUAUGGAUAUAUCAAGGCAGAUGAUAUACGUUCAACAAAUGGAAGAAGAGAAGAUGAAGGAUAGAGAAGAGUACCGCAACAAGGAGGCAAAGACACGGAAUGCGUCUAGCCAACCAAAAGCUGGUUGUUUCAAGAGUGGUCAAGAGGGUCACUUCAUAAGAGAAUUCCCUAAUAAUAAGCAAGGUGGUGAAAAUCCUGGAAACAAAGCCCAAUCUUUAUCAGUUGUUCCACCAAGCAGGGAUGCACACAGAGGAGCUGCUUCUGGUACCGACAGAGGGGCAAAUCGCCUCUAUGCAUGCUAUCACUAG